AUGUACAAUUCAAACAUCAUCAAAGAACACAGCAAUUCAAUUGAAACACCAAAAUGGCUGAUAAAGAAGUGCGUAAAGCUUGAGAGCUAUGAUAGUGAACCAUUACUUACAAUCACCAGGUUACUGCUUUUGUUAUUGAUGUUGACUCCUCAAUGGGGUCCCAACAUGGUGGACGUCAAACCAUUUUUCAAUGAUUUAAAACAAUAUGAUGUUCAACCAACCUUAAAAGAAUUAAAAGAUGAAGAUAGAUCAGGUAUAGUAAGAGCCUUAUUGUUAACAAUUCAAAAUAUGAAUAAUUUUGUGAAGAAAUUAAAAUAUAAGAAAAACAUUGUAUUAGUGACAAAUUCUCGUACAACUCCAGAAUUAGAUGAAGAAUAUUCUAAUGCAAUAGUGGAAUUAAUCAAUGGUGCAAAUAUAAAUUUAGUACUGAUUGGUGUUGAUUUCCAUGAUGGUACUGAGAUUGAAGAUUUUAAAAGAAAUAUUAAAAGUUGGGAAUCAUUAUUUCAAGCAUUACCAGAUUCAACUUUAAUGACUGGUAAAGAUGCUGAUAAUGUUGUUAAUUAUCCAAACCCUAAAAUUGUUCGCCCUGUUAAGACUUUUAGUGGAGAAUUUAGAAUUGGUGCAAAUUUAAUAGAUAAAGAUUUUAAACCACAUGAUGAUUUAAGUUGUGUUUGUUUUAAUGUUGAUGGAUACCCAGCAACUAAGAUUGAUAGACCACAACCAAGGAAAACUUUUGCUUUAAAUAAACAAGAUGAACCUGAACCAAUUUCAAUAUCAACAGAAUAUGAAAUACAUCUUUAUACAAAUGAUUUUGAUAAUGAAAAUGAAUUACAAAAUGCAGAUGAAGAAGAUCUAGAAUCAAGACCAUUUGAAGUACAACCAAUUGAAAAGGAAAAUUUAGUUAAAGGUUAUAAAUAUGGUAAAAACACUGUGGUAUUACCUCCAACAUUAGAUGAAAAACGUAAAUAUUUAACAGAACCUGGUAUUGAUAUAAGAGGUAUUGUUUCAUCUCAAAAAAUUCCAAGAUGUUAUUUAACUUCAGAGGCAACAAUAAUCCUUGGUGCUAAACAAAGUGAAGCAGAUACUCGUGCAUUGGGGGCAUUCGUUGAUGCUUUAACAGAGUUGGAUUCAUUUGCUUUAGCAAGAUAUGUUGCCAAAAAAAAUGCAGAAGUUCAAAUGGUUGUCUUGAUACCUGUAUAUAUUAAAAAAAAUGGUGGAUUAACAAAUAAAAGAAAAAAUGAUGAUGAAAAUUUGGAAGAUAUUAGAGGAUUAAUCUUAACAAGAUUACCAUUUUAUGAAGAUGAAAAAAUUGCUACAUUCCCUUCAUUAACUGAAGUUAUUACAACAAGUGGUAAAACUAUAACAGAAAAUCAUAAAUUAUUACCAAGUGAUGAAGUUAAAGAAUUGAUGGAUGAUCUUGUAACAACUAUGAAUUUAGAUUCAACAAAUGAAACUGAUUUUGAUGGUGAUAAAAGAAUUUUCAAUCCAUUAGUUGCAGAUACUCAAUUACCUUUACUGAAACCAUUAGGAAAUCAUGAUAAUUUAGUUAAAAGAUCAACAGGGAUACAUCGUGUUAAUUUAGCAUUGAAAGAUAUAGCUAUAAAAGGUGCUGUUCAUGACGGUGGUCUUGAAUCAUAUUUGGAACAAGAUGAUAUAAUACCUCCAAUUAGUGAACAAUUAAAAGCAGAUACCUUGAUGAAAUACAAGCAAAAGAAGAAGAAGAAGAUGACAUUUCAUUAG
Hansenula ciferrii is the source of this 1740-nucleotide messenger RNA. It is a transcript of the gene YKU80, whose product is annotated as ATP-dependent DNA helicase YKU80. Gene Ontology annotation, molecular function: damaged DNA binding; double-stranded DNA binding; telomeric repeat DNA binding. Gene Ontology annotation, biological process: cellular response to gamma radiation; double-strand break repair via nonhomologous end joining; telomere maintenance. The coding region runs from base 1 to 1740 and encodes 579 amino acids. The record is from RefSeq and is a predicted model, not a curated record. The transcript has 3 exons. Gene Ontology annotation, cellular component: Ku70:Ku80 complex; nucleus. Lineage: Eukaryota; Fungi; Ascomycota; Saccharomycetes; Phaffomycetales; Wickerhamomycetaceae.